Molecule: messenger RNA, 693 nt
Organism: Rubroshorea leprosula
Lineage: Eukaryota; Viridiplantae; Streptophyta; Magnoliopsida; Malvales; Dipterocarpaceae
Source: the annotation of a GenBank genome assembly
AACUUCAACAACGGCAAAGGCAGAGGCUGGGGACAGGACUAAAUCUGUUUCCUUGAAAAGCAAGCAACAGGGUAGUACCACAGCUGAAAAGAAGAUUAAUGGCGGUUCAGAUUCUUUGCAUGAGACCCAACAGAAACCAGCAGUGACAUCAAGCAUGGUGAAAGAGGGUUGCUUGGAAAGCACUCAACAAGGUCUUGCGGUUCCCGAAAAGAAGAUUAAUUCCGAUUCGGGUUCUUCCCAUAAGAGUGUGCAGAAACGUACAACGCCGGCAUCAACAAAUGCAGCACAUAUCCAGGAUGAUAAGAUGGUGGCCGGAGAAAGUAAGAAACCAGGGCCACUGAAGGUCAGAGUCAUCUGCGGCGGACGAGACUUCAGUAAAGAAAUAGGGUUCCCAAAAUCUCUUCAUCUUGGAAGCAUGUCAAGAUCAAUCUCAUGUUCAUAAGUGAAGACCAUGCCCCUCUUGAAAUCUAUUGCAUGCAGUGCCACCUCUGAGUCCCCUUGUUAUGUAUAUGUUUUCCAGUUCAAGAAUUCAUUGGUUUAUGUUGAGACUGACUAUAAUACCCUAGUUAUUUUGUAGAGAGAUAAUGAAUUUGAAUGAAGGCUUAAUGAUGAUUUUUUUAUUGCACAAUGUCACAGUUCUUUUGUUUUAGUUGUAAUUCAGAUGUUCUGUUCUAAUCAAGGUUUUAAAAACCG